GAGAGAGAGAGAGAUGGGAUUGUUGAUUGGGGAGAUUAGCGACGUUUAAGCGCCUCGCCGCGUCUCUCCGCAUCACCUGCUCCGAGACCUAGGCAUGGACUACCAGACGCUCCUUAUGACUUUGCCCCGCAGGACGUGGCGCUCUGGACCCUCCAGGUGAAAUGGAUUGACUGUCUCCUUCGCACUCCGCGGAAGGUGCGGCUGGUUUGCGGCGCUCCACCAAGUUCUUCGCCGGAACCAGGGACGGUCGGGACGGCCCGCCCUGCGCGCAGGAGAGGAUUAUAGGACGGGAACAGCCGCUCCUCGGAGAUGAAAACACGUCAUCUGGACCUUCUUCAACGAGAUGAUGGACGAACAGAACGUGGAGCGCGACUUUAACCAGCGCCUUCAGAGAGCCCCGAGAGACGGGGCAGAGAGCAGGUAAAUGGAGUCCCAGGGCAGGAGUCGCUCCCCGUCCCGCAGGACCAGCCGAGUGGAACAGGUGGUUGGACGAUGGCUGAGACGGUCCAGAGACUUGGGCAGCAGGUCUCACUCUCUGAGCAGAGAUCGUGUUGCUGCGGACGGGAAAACGGGAGAAUCCAGCAGCGCCGAUCAGAGAAAUUACCCGUUCCGUUUCAACGUUCAGAUCCAAAAGGAUCCCGACCUCAAUUCCCAUGGCCUCACGCUUUCCAACCAGAUCCCCAUCCUGGUGCACGAGGUCACGCCAGGUGGUCCUGCAGAUGGCCGGCUCGUCCCCGGGGACCAGCUUGUGAAGAUCAAUAACGUCGCUGUCGAUGACUUGACCCCAGAGCAGGCAGCUGAAAUAAUCAGAGAGUGUCAAGACACGGACUAUGACUGUUCUCAGGAUCAUGCAUGUGAGUCUGCUGGUUUACACGAGUUAACGUAUUAA
This is a messenger RNA of Fundulus heteroclitus (mummichog), 889 nucleotides long. RefSeq names its product FERM and PDZ domain-containing protein 1-like. The transcript is spliced from 6 exons. Gene Ontology annotation, molecular function: protein binding. The coding region runs from base 425 to 889 and encodes 154 amino acids. Lineage: Eukaryota; Metazoa; Chordata; Actinopteri; Cyprinodontiformes; Fundulidae. The record is from RefSeq and is a predicted model, not a curated record.